AUGGCUACAGUUGCGGUCGAUAUUCCCUUCCUCUCUUCCCAUUACUCCAUCCCCGAAGCCUCUCUCAACACGCUGUCGCAAAAUCCGACAGUCGAACUAGUCAACCAGCUCCUGGAAAGCAUCUCCACCAAGGCUCGUGAGGCAGAGGGACUGAAGGCUGAUAAACUAAGGCUGGACGUUGAGCUCGAAAAUGCUGUUCGCAGUGGUGAAUCAAAAGUGAAAGUUCUCAAAAACUCUGUCGAAAAAGGCUUAGCGGAAAUCGCCAGUCUUCGCGGCAAGCUUCAAGAAUCAGAUAAUUCGCGGUCGAGCUUAGAAUCUGAACUCGCAUCUCUGAGGUCGUCUACAAGUGCCAGUGAAACUGAAUUUAGUAGUCUAAAAUCUCGAAUCGAUUCGCUAGAAACUUCAAAUCGCGAUACUCUUGCACUACUAGAAUCCAAAUCCGAUGCGUAUGAUAAGUUAGCGGAUGAUCUUUCAACUCAACAUAAGAAAACAAUCGAAUUACGGCGCGAGGUCGCGACCCUAGAACAAAAGUUGCAGGCUGCGAACUCCGCCGCCUCAAGUACACGGUUCCGCGAACAAAGCCUACAACAAGAGCUGGAACUUCUGAAAAAAAAUAAUGAAUGGUUCGAGAAUGAGCUGAAAACUAAAUCCGGGGAGUAUCUGAAGUUCCGGAAGGAAAAGAGCGCUCGCAUUUCUGAGCUGCAACGGCUAAACGAGGAUGCCAACUCCAAUAUUGAUACCUUAAGACGGAGCGAAAACAAUCUCAAAUCCCGUCUGGAUGAGGUUGAGCAGAAGUACGAAGACUCACUCUCCACCAUUCAACAGCUCAAGGAAGAAGCCAUUCAGGCCACAGAAUCUUUCCGAAUCGAACUUGACAGCUCAAGUAGGCUAGCACAAUUGCAACAGACAUCCGCCGAGACUGCCAAGCGACGUGUAAAAGAAUGCCAAUUGGCGUUAGAAAAGAUGAGAGAUGAUGCCGCAGAAGAGAUCUCUAGGUUACGAGCUGAGAUUGAAACUGAGCAUUCUGACAAGGAGGCCGCAGAACGUCGUGUUGCCGAGCUUGAACUUAAUGUCAGGGAGCUACAGUCCGAAAUUUCUGCUGCGCGACACCAGCCAAUGAGCCCGGGACUGGGGGUUAAUGGAGCCGGACUUUCCACACCCCUCAGGCCAGGCACCCCAGUUGGUGCAUUCUCACCUAGGACAUCGCGUACCAAAGGCAGUUUAACCCUGACACAAAUGUAUAGCGAGUAUGAUAAAAUGCGAACGCUUCUCGCUGCCGAGCAGCGGAACAAUCAGGAGUUGAAAGCGACUAUGGAUGAAAUGGUGCAGGACCUUGAGUCAAGCAAACCUGAAAUUGAUGAGCUUCGCGCGGAUCAUUCACGGUUGGAGGCCGCUGUCGUAGAAAUGUCGAACAUAUUGGACACGGCUGGGAAAGAAAGAGAUGAUGCAACGAGGGAAGCUCGCAAAUGGCAGGGACAGGUGGAAGGAUUGGAACGCGAAGGACAGAUAUUGAGACAGCAGUUGAGGGAUUUGAGUUGUCAGGUUAAGGUCUUGGUUAUGGAAGUACAUUUACUUGGAUCGGGCGAAAAGGGUUAUGGCAGGGCAGAGCUAGAGAAGAUUGCCCAGGGUGAAAUGGACGAUUCAUCACAGGACUUGAAUGAAACUGGCCGUUUUAUCACUCUCCACUUAACGACAUUCAAAAAUGUGAACGAACUCCAACAGCAAAAUGUCACGCUACGGAGGAUGCUCCGGGAUCUUGGUGAUAAAAUGGAGGGAGAGGAGGCUCGUCGGAAGAGUGAAUCUUACCAGAAGGAUCAAGAGGAACUAAAGGAGUUACGUGUUAGGGUACAAACAUAUAGGGAUGAAAUGGCAAACCUUAUCGCCCAAACAAAGAGUUACAUCAAAGAAAGAGACACGUUCCGCAGCAUGCUUACACGUCGCCGAGAAACAGGAGAAUCUACGAAUCCCUUCUCACAGUCUCUGCCUUUGGGCACAGCCGCCCCGAUUGCUGCUGGUGAUGCCGUCGCGCAAUCCCAAGAAAAUCCAGACUAUACGGAACUUUUACGAAAAUUGCAAGCUAACUUUGAUUCAUUCCGGCAAGAAACAGCAACGGACCAUUCCUCUCUGAAACAGCAAGUCAACGAUCUUACGAGGAAAAAUAGUGAGUUACAAAGUGAAAUCAGUCGUUCGAAUAGCCAAUUGGCCGCUGCUGUGCAACGCGCCGAGCUUCUUCAGUCCAACUUCAAUUUACUUAAGGGAGAAAAUGUUGAGCUUCAGAAACGGCACGCUAUUCUGAUGGAAAAUGCGAACAAACAAGACUUAAGGACUCAACAAGUUGCAGAGGACCUGGUGGAAGCAAGGGGACUUGUUGAUAGUCAGCGACGAGAAACGGAAAACCUAAAAGCGGAGAAGGAGCUCUGGAAAAAAAUUGAGAAGCGAUUGAUGGAGGACAAUGAGUCCCUGCUCAACGAACGUGCUCGUCUCGACUCUCUUAAUGCCAACCUCCAAUCCAUGUUGAAUGAACGGGAGCACUUAGAAUCGGAAAGUCGCCGACGCCUUCAGUCAACCGUUGAGAAUUUAGAAUCCGAAUUACAAACUACCAAGCGAAAACUCAACGAGGAAAUGGAGGAAGCUAAGAAAUCAACGCUACGGAGGGAGUACGAAAAUAGCCAAAAUCAAAAGAGAAUUGACGAUUUGAUUACCAGCCUUAGCGCAGUCCGUGAGGAUCUCAUCAACACAAAAUCCACUCGUGACCAUUUGCAGUCAAGAGUUGACGAGCUAUCGGUUGAGCUUAAGAGUGCGGAAGAAAGAUUGGAAGUUUUGCAACGAAAACCUAUCGUCGCGACUGCCGCUGCUCCUCCCGCUCCUCCCGAUACCGAACCCAACGCAGCCGUGGAUGAGGGUGGGCUAAGUCGAGAGCAAGAGUUGGCCUUUGAAGUUUCCGAAUUAAAGCGGGAUCUUGAGUUGGCAAAAUCUGAACUCGAACACGCGAAGGAACAGGUGGAGGAUUAUAAGGCCAUCAGCCAAUCCACUGAGGAGCGUCUCCAGUCCGUUACUGAUACAAAUGAACAAUACCAAGAAGAUACUAAUCGCUUGCUUGAAGAGAAAGAUGGGAAAAUAUCCGAACUGCAAAAGCGUGUCGAAGAAAUUACAUCAGAACUUGCUAUGACUAAUGAUGAAUUAUCGAAACUUCGUGACCAGGAAGCUGACUCCCAACGCCGGUUUGACGACCAAAAGUCAAUGCUGGAGGCCGAAAUUUCUAGGCUCAAGGAGCAAGACGAGCGAUACGCUGCAGCCGCUCAGUACCAUCAACAAGACCUUAAAGCACAAGCAGAAAUUGCCCAGCAUGCUCAACAAAAUUACGAAAAUGAGCUUGUGAAACAUGCCGAAGCAGCCAAAAAUCUCCAGAUGGUUAGAGCAGAAGCUAGUGAGCUUAAACUUGAGGUAGUCGACUUAAGAACCCAAGCCGAAUCCGCCAAAAACAACCUUCUAAGAGAGGAGGAAAACUGGAAUGAAAUGAAGGGUAGAUACGAAAGAGAAAUAACGGAGCUUAAUAGACGUCGCGAGGAGGUCGCAAAUCAAAAUACUCUGCUUCAUCAGCAGCUUGAAAACAUUACCCGGCAAAUUUCAACUCUCCAGCGCGAUAAGGAGAGUAUGCCAGAAGAAGCCGAUGAGACUGGGUCGUCCUCAUCUAGCCUAGAAGGACUACAGGAGGUUAUCAAAUUCCUGAGAAGGGAAAAAGAAAUUGUUGAUGUUCAAUAUCAUUUGUCAACGCAGGAGGCCAAACGCCUCCGCCAGCAACUCGACUACGCACAAUCUCAACUUGAUGAUACCCGUCUUAAGCUUGAACAACAGCGUCGCGCGGAAGCUGAUUCUGAACAUAAUAUGUUGAACCACAAAAAGCUAAUGGAUACCCUCAAUGAACUAAAUCUCUUCCGGGAGAGUAGUGUCACCCUCAGGAAUCAAGCAAAACAAGCGGAAGCUGCUCUAGCAGAGAAGUCUGCUCGUGUAGAAGAACUAACUCAACGCAUUGGUCCACUAGAAACUCGUAUCCGCGAAUUAGAAAACAUUGUGGAAACGAAGGACGGAGAGUUUAAACUGCUACAGGAAGAUAGGGACAGAUGGCAGCAACGGACUCAAAAUAUUCUGCAAAAAUAUGAUCGUGUUGAUCCUGUGGAAAUGGAGGCGCUCAAGGAGAAGCUUGUUGCAUUAGAAAAGGAGCGUAACGAAGCUGUUUCCGCUAGAGAUGAACAUCAGGCGCAGGUAACAUCAUUGUCAACCCAGGUCAAGCAGGGAGAGGAACGAAUUCAAACCAUGCGCUCAACCCUCACAGACCAAUUUAAAGCGAGAUCGAAGGAGCUAUCUUCUCGAAUUCAAGCCAAGCAAGUGGAGUUAAAUACAGCAAUUCAGGAAAAGGAAGUUAUCCAACUCGAAUUGGACCGCACAAAGGAAGACCUCAAUGCCCUAAAGGCGAAGUUACCAACAGAUGAUGGGGUACCCGCUCCUGUCCCCGCUCCCGUCGCCGUAAGCCAAAACGUAACGGAUGCGCAACAGCCGCCUGCUCCGCAGCCAACAAUGCCCCCAACGAAUGAUUUUGCCAAUGUUGAGAAAAUUAAAGCCCUUGAAGAAAAAAUCCAAAGACUAGAGGCUGCGCUUGCUGAAAAGGAAGCGACAAUUGAUCACAAGGUCAAGGAGCGGGUUGAUAAAAUGAAGGAGACGCUAAAUAACAAACUUGCUGAGUACAAAACACUUCACAAAGAAGAAGUUGAAAAGCUGAAAGCGAGCCACCAACAAGAACUAGAAUCUGCGGUUUCAUCGGCUACUAAACCAGACGGCGUUCCUGAACUUACUGAUGCUCAGGCAAGGGAGCUUGUUGCUAAAAACGAGACGAUCAGGGCUAUCGUUCGAAACAACAUCAAGAAUGCGGUCACAAAAGAAAGAGCGGCCAUGGCGAACAAAGAAGCCCAGAUUGCAGCUACACCAGAUGCAGACGCCAUUAAGGAGCUGGAGAAAAAGUUCAGUGAAGAGAGGGAUGCAAUUAUUAAAGAACGAGACCAGAAGAUUGGCUCUGCUGUUGAGCUGGCAGAGAAAAAGUUGUUGGCGAAACUUAGCAUGACGGAGGGACGCGCGAGAAAUGCGCAGGCAAAACUUGAAGUCCUGCAGAAGGCCGCCGUUGAAACGCCACAAAGACCUGUUGUUGAAGUUUGGGAGAUUGCUAAGGUUACGCGACCAGCGCCGGUAGCUGUGGCAGCCCAACCACCAACUGUUCAAAUCCAACCGCAACAAAUCCAAUCACCAGCUCUAAAAUCAACACGAACCGAAUCUCCGGCUCACCCUCCAAGCCCGACCCCACAGACACCAACUACUCAUUCGCAAACGCAGAUACAACCUCAACUAGCUCAACCACAACCGUCUCCAUCUCCUGCCCCUGCUCAACGGGCACCUACUGUUGGAAGCCCGAAACCCACGCAGGUGGCUCCUGCACAAGCCUCUCAACAGCAGCAGCAGCCAGCACAGCAGCAUCAGCCCGUACAGCAGCCGGAACAGCAGCCGGAACAGCAGCAACAACAACAUUCGCAGCCAGGUACAUCUAAUCAACCAUCUCCCGCUCAACAACUCAACCAGUCCCAGGCUACGUCGUCUCUCCCUAACAGGCCUCCGCAGAGCAAUCAUCAUCCAGCAAUUGGCACUGGUCCGGGCGUACUUCGUGCUCUCCAAUCUGGGUUACCAAUUGCUCGAGGUGGUAGAGGACGAGGAGGGCCAUCCAGCCAACCACAUAAUCCGUUCGGCCCUCAAGCUACCCAGCAGCAAGGUAAAGGUCAACCACUUCAACAGCAACAGGCCAUAGGUCGAGGCUCUGGUUUACCCCGUGGCGGCGCUCGGGGCCGCGGUGCUCAGGGUCGUGGUGGCGCUCAAAAUGUUCAGACCAGCAAUCUACCCCAGGGACAAAGCCAACCCAGUCCCAGAGAAGGCCGUGGUGCAUUCAAUGCCCAAGCUCGUCAGUUCAUUCCCCAGGGCAACAAGCGAGCCAGAGAUGAUGGUGGGGAAGGUAGUGAUAGCGGAAGCGGGAAGAGAAUUCGCGGAGGCGGUGCCGGAUCCUAA
Messenger RNA from Histoplasma mississippiense, 6102 nucleotides. RefSeq lists its product as hypothetical. Gene Ontology annotation, molecular function: structural constituent of nuclear pore. The transcript is spliced from 2 exons. NCBI's taxonomy places the organism in Eukaryota, Fungi, Ascomycota, Eurotiomycetes, Onygenales, Ajellomycetaceae. Gene Ontology annotation, biological process: protein import into nucleus; mRNA export from nucleus. Gene Ontology annotation, cellular component: nuclear pore. The record is from RefSeq and is a predicted model, not a curated record. The coding region runs from base 1 to 6102 and encodes 2033 amino acids.